UACGCAUGCGCGUUAGAGUGUUAGAAUUUGGCGCGUUUCCUUUUCUGCUGAGGCCCGCGGUACUGCUGCAGAAAUGCCUAAGCGCUCUUACCCCUUCGACAGCCUUGCCCCGCCGCAGCUGAAGACACACGUAGGGCAGAAGGAGCUCAUCCAGGGCGUGUGUGGAGAGAGCCUGAAGCGGGAGAUCUUUGAAAGGACCAAAAAACUCCUGUUCAGUGGAGCGAAGGCCAUUAUGGGAAACCAAGGGAACCAGAAUAAGAAUGGUAAUCCAGAGGAGGAGCCCCCAGUGCACGAGCUACUGACGGGGCAGACCACCAUUGGACAAGAUGGAAAGCUGCACAGAUCGUCGCGGACAUCAGCGCAGCCGGUGGAGGGAUCCAGAGCGUGCUCCUCCUGUGUACGAUCAGUUGGUGAGAAAGAGGCGUGCAAACAGUGUGAGCGCUACAUCUGUAGAGGCUGCAGCAAGCCGUGCUCUUGUUGCUCUACUGUCACUUGCUCCAGUUGUUCAGUUCUUGUUGACGGAGAUCUCGGAGAGCGAGCGUUCUGCGCAGCUUGUUCUGUAUACGAAGUGUAAACCGGGGAAGCCAUCCUACAGAUUGCAUGUUGUCUGUGUUUUAUGUCUGUAAUUUUAUGUUGAUAUUUUGUAUGUAUUUUAUAUCUAAAUUCGAGUAAUGAAAUAAAGUUUAUAAUGAA
Messenger RNA from Bufo gargarizans (Asiatic toad), 693 nucleotides. RefSeq names its product SIVA1 apoptosis inducing factor (gene SIVA1). Gene Ontology annotation, biological process: extrinsic apoptotic signaling pathway. Gene Ontology annotation, molecular function: CD27 receptor binding. The transcript is spliced from 4 exons. The record is from RefSeq and is a predicted model, not a curated record. Bases 74 to 574 code for a protein of 166 amino acids. Lineage: Eukaryota; Metazoa; Chordata; Amphibia; Anura; Bufonidae.